Dioscorea cayenensis subsp. rotundata (Guinea yam) is the source of this 1574-nucleotide messenger RNA. Its product is annotated as V-type proton ATPase subunit C. The transcript has 11 exons. Gene Ontology annotation, biological process: proton transmembrane transport. Lineage: Eukaryota; Viridiplantae; Streptophyta; Magnoliopsida; Dioscoreales; Dioscoreaceae. The record is from RefSeq and is a predicted model, not a curated record. Gene Ontology annotation, cellular component: vacuolar proton-transporting V-type ATPase, V1 domain. Gene Ontology annotation, molecular function: proton-transporting ATPase activity, rotational mechanism. The coding region runs from base 97 to 1224 and encodes 375 amino acids.
AAAAGAUAAGGAAAAACCCUUAAAAAUUUGAUUUUUUUUCUCGAUCGCUCCUUCUUCGGAGAGAAGCCGCGGAUCGGAGGAGAUCGGAGCUCUGUAAUGGCGGCGUCGAGGUAUUGGAUGGUGUCUCUCCCCGUCCAGAACUCCGCUUCGUCCCUGUGGAGUCGCCUCCAGGAAUCCAUCUCCAAGCGAUCGUUUGAUACCCCUCUCUAUCGAUUCAAUGUGCCUAAUCUUCGUGUUGGAACGCUGGAUUCGCUCCUCUCUCUCAGUGACGAUCUCUUGAAGUCGAAUAGUUUUAUCGAGGGAGUUUCGCAUAAGAUCCGGAGGCAAAUCGAGGAGCUGGAGAAGGCUUCGGGCGUUGAAGGCGGCGCUCUCACUGUGGAUGGGGUGCCUGUGGAAACGUAUCUCACGAGGUUUGUUUGGGAUGAAGCGAAGUACCCCACUAUGUCUCCUCUUAGAGAGACUGUUGAUAAUAUUCAUGUUCAAAUAGCCAAAAUAGAGGAUGAUUUGAAGGUUCGAGCUGCAGAGUAUAACACUGUUCGCAGUCAGCUUAACGCGAUAAAUAGAAAGCAAACUGGAAGCUUAGCUGUUCGUGAACUCUCUGAUUUAGUGAAGCCUGAGGAUAUCAUCACCUCGGAGCAUUUAGUGACUCUUCUUGCAGUUGUUCCCAAAUACUCUCAAAAGGACUGGUUAUCAAGCUAUGAAACACUGGCUACUUAUGUGGUGCCUAGGUCAUCAAAGAAGUUGCAUGAGGACAAUGAAUAUGCACUAUACACUGUAACACUGUUUCGAAGGAUUGCUGACAAUUUUAAAACAAGUGCUCGUGAGAAAGGAUUUCAGAUUCGUGAUUUUGAAUACAGUCCUGAAGCACAUGACGAUCGGAAGAAAGAACUACAGAAAUUGAUGCAAGAUCUGGAAAACAUGAGGAGUUCUCUUCUGCAGUGGUGUUAUGCAAGUUAUGGGGAGGUAUUUAGCUCCUGGAUGCACUUUUGUGCUGUGCGCAUUUUUGCAGAGAGCAUUCUCAGAUACGGUUUGCCACCGUCAUUCUUGUCUGCAGUUUUAGCUCCAUCUCUCAAAGCUGAGAAGAAGGUUCGCUCAAUCUUGUCAGAGCUUUGCGGAGAUGCCAGCAACUCCCUUUGGGCAUCUGAAGAAGAUGCGAGUUUAGCUGGGCUGGGAGGUGAAGCCGACGCUUACCCUUACGUCUCGUUCACAAUAAAUAUCAUAUGAUAUACUUCAUCCAAACGGAAUGAAUUGUCAUUCAUCAGUUCAUUUCUGAGUUUGAUCAUCUAUUUUUUGUUUGCCAGCGGUAACAAUGAAAUGGGCAAAGAGACAUAAUUUAUUUAUCUUGUAUAUUAAGCAUAAGUUGCCUUGCCCAAAUUCUUUUCCAGUGUAUUUUAUAUAUUGCGAGGAUUUUGAUCCUGGACUUCAUUGAUUACUGUGACUAGAGCUUUUUAUGAAGCUGUCUCUAGUCUUAUGAACCCGGGAUUCUUGUAUUUUUGCUUUGUACUUGGAGGACUGUCAUUGUGAUGCUGAAUGCAAGAAUAAAUUGAUUACCGUACAGUUUAUUAAUUCUUUCA